Molecule: messenger RNA, 3770 nt
Organism: Mauremys reevesii (Reeves's turtle)
Lineage: Eukaryota; Metazoa; Chordata; Testudines; Geoemydidae
Gene: SLC39A1
Product: solute carrier family 39 member 1
Exons: 4
Coding region: 1152-2156 (334 amino acids)
Biological process (GO): zinc ion transmembrane transport
Cellular component (GO): plasma membrane
Molecular function (GO): zinc ion transmembrane transporter activity
Source: RefSeq, a predicted model, not a curated record
GUGCCCUCCCCAGGCACAUGUCACAGUAGCUAAGGCCAGCCAAGGGGUGGGUCCCGCUCCUGGGGGGAUGGGCCCAGCAGAGCUCUUGCGAGGAGGUGAUGAGCCCCGAAGUGCCGUACCUGGCGCGACCCGGGCGGCAGCUCUUGCCAGAGCACGCUGUGAGGAAGAGCGAAGGUUUCCCUGCGCGGAGACAGGGCCCUGUCCGGAUGUUUCGGAGUUGCUGCCCCUCUCUCGGGGUGGCCGUACCCCGGUCGUUAGCAAGUACCAGCCUCUGCCCUGCAGACCCGCUGAUAAAUACUCCCAAGGAAACGUUGAUCUUAAGACCGUUGGUUGUCUGUGGGUGGGAGAGGGUUCAAAACUCCCAGCGCUGUUGCCUGAACGUCUCGGGAGAGCUCAGAGCUAGCGCUGGCUCUGAACCCCGGAGAACUUGCCCAAAGCUGCUGUUUGGCAGCUCAGGGCACUUGGGGCAAACCCGGGUGGGCAUAUGGGCUUCCUUUCCUGGGUACGUGGAGUCCUGAAACCCCCAGCUAGCUUGAGAGCAGGCUGGGAUCCCAGCCCGGGCUGGCUUGGGUCAGGGCGGAGUCCUUACAUCUCCUUUUUCUGGGCCUUUCCCAGAUAAGGGGCCAGGUUCCCCGGUGCGACCCCACAGGAGUUAGCAGGGUCGGCCAGGAGGAACGCAGCCUGUAUUCCUCAGCUGGGGCCAGCCCUGCCUUGGGGCCAGGGGGUGAAGGCCCCUUGGUCACCCAGGAGGAAUGUGCUGGGAACAUGGCAUGAGUCACAUGCUGGUAACCAGAGGUCAGAAGUGCCUGGGAGCUGAGAUUUGCUAGGAGAUUGGGGGUGGGGGGAGGAGUGUUUUAAGUUCAUCCAUUCCUGGCCGGCAGGGGAGGAACUCAGACUGGCUGGUUAAUUGUUCCUUCUCUGGGGGGGACCCUUCCUAGAUGGCCUCUUCUGGGGCAGCACCUGACCAAAGGGGCUGGUGCCCUGUCUUGUGGGCAGACGCCGCUCGCGGAGGACGCUCUCUCCCGUUGCUUUCGGAGGCAGGCCAAGACUCCUGCUAGCUGAGCUUCUCGGCUCCUGCGCUGUGGACAGGCCGUGUGCCCCCCGAGGGGAACACAGGGAGCAGGAGAGGCCUUUCCAGCUGCUCCAGGGCCAUGGCUGAGUGGCCGGGGCCCAGGGCCAACCCCGACCAGAUGAUCUGGAGCCCUGGCUCCAGCAUGGCUGCACUCCGGUCCCCCACGGGCUUGGAGGUGAAGCUGGGCUCCCUGGUGACGCUGCUGCUGCUGACCAUCUUGUGCGGCCUGGCUCCACUCUGCGUCUUCCGGCCACACGGGAGCGGAGCCGGUUCGCUGGACACGCGCAGAAAGGUCCUGAGCCUGGUGAGCUGCUUUGCGGGUGGCGUGUUCCUGGCUACCUGCCUCCUCGAUCUGGUCCCCGACUACCUGGCGAGCAUCAACGAAGCGCUGGCUGCCCUGAGAGUCACCCUCCAGUUCCCCCUGCAGGAGUUCAUCCUGGCCAUGGGCUUCUUCCUGGUGCUGGUCAUGGAGCAGAUUGUGCUGGCCUACAAGGACCAGUCUGGCUCCCUGGAGGAGACGCGGGCUCUGCUGGGGGCCUCAGCCCAGGACAGCACCGUCCAGGCCCAGCACUGGCACCCCGCCUGGGGCCCUGCCCAGGAGCGCCCCCACCUGCACCUUGACUUCAAUGCGCACUCGGCCAUCCGCUCCUUCGUCCUGGUCUUCUCGCUCUCGCUGCACUCCGUCUUCGAGGGGCUGGCCGUGGGGCUGCAGGAGGCCAGCGCCAAGGUGCUGGAGAUCUGCCUGGCCCUGCUCGUCCACAAGUGCGUCAUCGCCUUCAGCCUCUCGCUCAAGCUGCUGCAGGGCCGGCUGCGCCCCCGGGCUGUGGUUGGCUGCCUGCUGCUCUUUGCCCUCAUGUCCCCGCUGGGGAUCGGCCUGGGGGUGGCCCUGACGGAGAGCUCGGGCGCCCUGCACCAGCUCUCCCGCAGCGUGCUGGAGGGGCUGGCCACCGGCACCUUCCUCUACAUCACCUUCAUGGAGAUCCUGCCGCACGAGCUCAGCUCCUCCGAGCAGAGGAUCCUCAAGGUCAUCCUGCUCCUCGGCGGCUUCGCCCUGGUCACCAGCAUCCUCUUCAUCAAGAUCUGAGCUGCCCAGGGCCCCCGCUGCCAGGGACAGACCCCCUGCCCCAGGACUGUCGGGGCAGAUACAGCACUGCGGCGGUUCCUGGCUGAUCCAGCUGCCUUCUGACCUCUGUCUGGGGCUUGGGAAUCCCCCCCGCCGCAGCAGCCCCACGGAGAAGCGAUUCCCCAGCCUCGGCCAAGGAGCAGCAUGUCCGCCCUGUCAGCAGGAGUUCUGGCGUUUGUGCCCCUGCCCCCGGCAGCGUGAGAUGGAUCCCAGGACUGGCAGGGCCUGGCCCUGCACUGGUAGGGUGCUGGUCGGUCCCUCUGGGGACCCCCCAUGUGGGGCUGGAAAUGCCCCCUGCCUGCUGCCCAGGACCCUCUGAAUCCAAACCUGCCUGGGGCGCAGGGCAGCUUCCUCCCCCCUGGAAUGGCUCCUCCAGGACCCCAGCCUGGCCACGCCGGGGCAGUGUCAGAGGAUGCUUCAAUAGGAGCCCUGCCCCGUAACCCUGCCGCAAAGCCCUCGGGCGCAUGCUUGGCUGAGCUGGGGCCUGCAGGGGCACCGGGAGGCUGUGGUAGCUUCGCUGCCCCCAGCUCCUCUGGGGGGGCAGUCGCCCAGCUGGCAGCAUUUCCCUCCCCAUCCCUGGGAAGGCUGGGACGGCGUGUUCCUCUAGCCAGAGCCCUCAGCCUGGGAGGGUGCAGAGUCUUCCCUGCUCCUGCUUUGCUCGGGCUGUUCCUGGGCUGGGUGUCGGGUUGGGCCUGUGCCAGAGGAGCCCUGCAGUGCCAAUGCCUCCUUCCGCUCCCCUCCCACUGCAGUUUUCAGCCAAUUGGAGGGGAGCGUGGCCUAGUGGCUAGAGCACUGGCCUGGGACUCAGGAGUCCUGGGGGCUAUUCCUGGCCGUGCUGCUGGGCGAUCUUGGGCAAGUCACUUCACCCUCUGUGCCUCAGUUUCCCCAUCUGUAACUUGGGGACCGUGAUCCCGACCUUGGUAAAGUGCGACGGCUGAGAUGAGGAGCUGGGAGUGAUGAAUUAUUUUUGUAAGGAAUACUGAGUAAAGACUGAAUCUGUGGCCUAUUUUAUAUAGGCCGGGCCAGCGGCCCAGCUCAAGCAGUGAGAGCAGUGAUGCGCUGGUUCACGCCCGCUGGAGGGUACCAGCUCUUGUACCGGUAGUUGGGGGGAUGUCCCCAGCAGGAGGCCUGCUCGUACCGGUAUAAAAGUGCCUUAGAGCCAUCCAGCGUGGUCCCCUUCCCGCACGGAGUCUUCCAAUGGAGCCACUUGUGUUGCCCUGGGCCGGGUCCAGGACCCCAAGGUGCCAGGGGCUGCGUGGAUACCGAACAAAGCUGGGCCUGCCUCAGAGAGCUUUAGCAUCUCAAGUGCUCCAGCUGGUGUGCGCAGACCUGGCGUCCUGGGCUACACGAUCGAAUGGCCUUAACCCCUCCGGCUCGGCAAGGCCACAACACUAUUUUUAUAACCAGCCUCUGGGAGGUGGUAGGAAACCCAGGCCCAGCCCGUUUAUGUACAGAGAGUCUAUUUUACUAACUGCCUGUCUCUCCUUCCCGCCUCGCUGGUGGACACACAGCUCUUUGGUUAAAAUACUGACAGAGAAACUUCUAGAAUUUAAAAAUAAAAUGACUUUAAUCUCU